GUAAUAAAUUUUAAUAAUACUGUAUAAAAGACGAAAAUUAUUCAACCGUCACAAGGUAGCCAAAUCCAAUAUAAAGUGUGACCUUUGGUUUUGAAUUUGGUAUACUUUCGCUUCUAAGUGAAGCAAACCUUUUUAGUUCAAAUAGUAUUGUCCUCUGGUGUAUUCUAUAUUUUUCUCUUUUGGUUUCUGUUGAAAUACAGAAGAAGAGCCAUGGCAGUUCUUCAUAACAAAUUCAUUUCUCUUCACCUUCUCUUUCUCAUUAGCAUUGGCUAUGGUGGAGUUUUCAUAUCUGCAGAGCUACAAAGGUUCCAACACCCAGCAAAAGAUGAUGGGUCACUUAGCUUUUUGGUACUUGGAGAUUGGGGAAGAAGAGGAGCUUUCAACCAAUCCCAAGUUGCUUUUCAGAUGGGAAAGAUUGGAGAAAAAUUGGACAUAGAUUUUGUAGUUUCAACAGGAGAUAAUUUCUAUGACAAUGGAUUAACCAGUGAGCAUGACACAGCUUUUGAAGAGUCAUUUACCAAAAUCUACACAGCAAAGAGCUUGCAAAAGCAGUGGUACAGUGUGUUGGGAAACCAUGACUACAGGGGAGAUGCAGAGGCUCAACUGAGUCCUCUACUUAGGAAAAUUGAUAGCAGAUGGCUUUGUCUCAGAUCUUUUGUGGUCAAUGCAGAAUUAGCUGAGAUUUUCUUUGUGGACACAACUCCAUUUGUUGGGAUGUAUUUUUCUGAGACUGAGGACCAUACGUACGAUUGGCGCGGUAUUAACUCGCAAAAGGCUUACGUUUCAAACUUGUUAAAGGAAGUAGAAUUGGCAGUGAGAGAAUCAUCUGCAAAGUGGAAGAUAGUUGUUGGUCACCAUGCAAUUAGAAGUGUUGGACAUCAUGGUGAUACACAGGAACUCAUAGACCAGCUUCUUCCAAUCCUUCAGGCCAAUAAUGUUGAUUUCUACAUGAAUGGACAUGAUCAUUGCCUAGAACAUAUCGGUGACAGUAACAGCCCAAUACAAUUUCUGACCAGUGGAGCAGGAUCAAAGGCAUGGAGGGGAGACAUUAAAGGGUUGAACAAAAAAGGGCUCAACUUCUUCUAUGAUGGGCAAGGUUUCAUGUCUGUGAAUUUGACACCAACUGAUGCAGAGAUUGCAUUCUAUGAUGUUUUUGGCAAUGUUUUACAUAGAUUGAACACGUCCAAGCAGCUUCACUCAUUUAUAUAAAAAAAAUUUGGAGCUAGAGAAUAUUGUUACACUUUUCUUUUGUUGUUAGAUUUAGGAGAUUUUUGGUGAUUGUAACUCCAGAAUCGGUGUUCCUUUUACCUGAUUUGAAUCCAUGCUGCAAGUUUCAAUUUCAAAAUAUAAAAUGAAAUUGAAGUAAAAAAGAAAAUAGAAGGAAUUAGAAAAAAGGGUAGACCAUGUGCUAUCUCUAUCCAGAAUUGUAUUGUUUUUUAUGUUUUUGAAAUUGAUGAAUCAGAGUUGGAUAAAAUUCUAAAUCCAUUAUCCACCACAAA
Ziziphus jujuba (common jujube) is the source of this 1499-nucleotide messenger RNA. Its product is annotated as purple acid phosphatase 17-like. Gene Ontology annotation, molecular function: acid phosphatase activity; ferrous iron binding; ferric iron binding. Bases 211 to 1209 code for a protein of 332 amino acids. The transcript is spliced from 7 exons. NCBI's taxonomy places the organism in Eukaryota, Viridiplantae, Streptophyta, Magnoliopsida, Rosales, Rhamnaceae. The record is from RefSeq and is a predicted model, not a curated record.